CUAGUUCACUGAAAAAAAUUUUUUAUCAAGCCAAAGAAAUUAAAGAGCCAGUCAAAAAUCCAAAUCAAGUCAUAUCAACACGACUCAAUUACCAGACGCAUAAACAAGCUAUUUAUACAAGUCGGCUUUUGAGCUAUCAAAAUCUUCCUAAACCAAUAAAUGCCAAUCCAG
Messenger RNA from Cetraspora pellucida, 171 nucleotides. NCBI's taxonomy places the organism in Eukaryota, Fungi, Glomeromycota, Glomeromycetes, Diversisporales, Gigasporaceae. The record is from the annotation of a GenBank genome assembly.